AUGUUGACUGUGGUGGUACAAGUGGAGCUGGAGAGGGGAUCAGGCCCCGAGGAGACCCAUAGCCCUACAAUCCUUCUGGAGGGGCCCAAGAGCCUUCGACUUCUUCAGCUGGGGAACUUAGAGACUCAGGAAGCAGAGCAGGAGCUACUGGCACGAGUCCAAACAACACUGGCUUCUGUGGGCCAAGGGUACAGUAUAUCUCUGCUGCUCCGAGGCAGGAAGACAGAGGCCCCCCGAUUUGUGCCCCAGUUGCUGCAGAUGCUGUUUGAGGAAGCUCUGUCCCUCCACCGCUCUGAUCAUGUGCUUAGCACUCUUAGCCUGGUGCAGAUCAGCCCCAGCGGGAAGGCGUGGGACCUGCUCUCCCCAGGGGUGGAGGACCUGUCGGUGCUGGAUGUGGCUCCUCUAGGCUUGGUGGUGGAACAUGCCAGUGAAGUGGAAGUGUCUGACGCAAGAGCUGCCUCAGAGCUAUACUUACAGGCUACAGGGGGUGAAGGCAGGGAUUGCCCCUUGCUGCGGGUGUUGGCGGGUGAGGCUGUUGGUGAGAAGGUAGACGGUUCUCUGCCUUGGAUUGUCUCAUGGCUUCUGGAAGGAAACAACUACAGUGGACUCCUUAUUCACCUGGACCCCCAAGAUGGAUGGGGCAAGGGCAGCUCCCUGCCUUUGCUUCAGGCUGCUCUCUUGGGGGCAUCAGGAAGGAGGAUGCAGAUGAAAGAGGUGAAGCCCACUUGGUGGGAUGCGGUAGAAGAGGCCUGGGCCCGCCGGGCUAGCCUGAGGACCCUGCGUUUGAGCCUCUUUGGGGACACCUUGACAGACAGUGGGCUUAGCCAGCUGGGAAGGGCACUGCGUGAGCUACAGGUCAAGCCUGAGCCAACGAAGUAUCCUAAGCAAGGAAGACAACAUUAUUCCCAUUUGUCAGAAAGAACAUCAUCUCUAGGGCCUGGUCUCCACCAAAAGCAUCCUCUCAGGAACUCUGAGGAACAGUUCCAGCAGGCCCCAGAUGUGGCUCUUCAGUUGCUCAUGGCUCAAGUUCGGAGGCAGAGAUUGAGAGAGCAGCACCAAAUUUGGAUCCAAGAGGAGAUAAAGCAUUUGGAACAGGAAGAGGUGGUACAUGAACAGGUCAAAGGCCUGGUGGCUGAAGAGGAGACCUGUGAGAAGAGGCCGAGAUGGCACCGGGAGCUGAAAGUACUGAGACUUCAGGUGGAGGCCCUGCAGGCAGAGCGGGACAUCGCAGAGGAAGACUUGGCAUUCUUCUAUGAUCUGCAUGUGCAGGCCACCAGAGCACAGACAAGCCACAUAUUACAGGUAUUUCGAGCCUGGCAGAGGCUGCAGGAAGAGCAGGCCAUGACCACAGAGCAUCGUCACCGCAGCCUACUGGCUUGUGUCCUGCAAGACACCAUUGACCUGGCCUCGAGGAACCAGGAGCUCCAAGCCCAGAACCAGCAGCUUCAGCAGGGUGCAAUGAAGGGAGGGGCAGUCAGAUUGGAUCUCUGCCUUAGGGUGAAACCUCAUGAUUAGGAACUCUUCAGUGGUGUUAGAAUUGGAUGCAGUGGCACAUAUAUCUGUAAUCCCAGCAACUGGGGAGGUUGAAACGGGAGGAUCACAAAUUUGAGCUAGCCUCAGUAACAA
Messenger RNA from Ictidomys tridecemlineatus (thirteen-lined ground squirrel), 1626 nucleotides. NCBI's taxonomy places the organism in Eukaryota, Metazoa, Chordata, Mammalia, Rodentia, Sciuridae. The record is from RefSeq and is a predicted model, not a curated record.